GGCUUAAACUCUAUUCUUUUUGCUAUCAAUAUUGACAAUGCGGACCUGAAUGGAUCAGCAAAGACGGCUCCUACAGUGUCUUAUAUUCUAAAAGAGUCCACUCAGAAUGUCACCUCCUUGCUUAAGGAAUCCACGCAAGGUGUCAGCAGUCUUCUUCGAGAUAUCACUUCAUCCUCUGCUGUCUCUAUACUGAUCAAGCCAGAGCAUGAAUCUGACCCUCUUCCUGUGCUUUCAAAAAGGCUUACUACUGAUGGCAAAACUAAAAAGGAGCGCAAGAAAAAGAAAAAAGCGUCGACUAUCAUCUCAUUUGAUGAGGAUGUGGAAGACCCAGAUCUUGUGAAUGUUGCAAAGAGUCUGAUGAGUAGCAUAGAGAGUUCAGAGGAGCAGAUUGACAGGUCCUCAGAAGCUGUACCUCACUUUGAAGCACAGUUUCAAUAUGACUUGCGUGACCAGGAAAAUGAUGACUCUCCUUGUGUCAAUGGGGAUUUUGACUAUCGAAAGCUAGACAUGCAAAGCAUAGAUAAUGAACAGCUGGAUGACUAUGACACAUAUGAGCCAGAAACUGUCAGCAUGUCUGGAGCCAAGAGUGCUUCCUGUGAACAGUAA
Staurois parvus is the source of this 606-nucleotide messenger RNA. The record is from the annotation of a GenBank genome assembly. Lineage: Eukaryota; Metazoa; Chordata; Amphibia; Anura; Ranidae.